GACAGCCGGCAUUUGCGCCUUAGUUGCCCAUGCUUCUUCCCCCCCUUGAUCCUCUAAACAUCCAAGCCAUUCCCCAUCCCUCACGGCGAACCCCUACCCCAUGUGCAACUUUUGAGAGUAUAUGGUGGAGCUGAAGGACAUGGAGCCGCUGCCGCAAGCUGAGGAAGACGCGUGGGAAUUGCAUCGCGCGCUGUAUCGAUCGGUAGUGCUGGGCAUAUUCUGGUUGGACGUGUCCUACAGCGAUCACAACAUCGCUGAGAAUCUGCAGGUGUACUACGUCAUCUCGCAGCGCAAACCGGAAAAGGAGGGCACGGUGGCAUUAUACCCGUUCGGGAAGAUCGGGACGAGCAGGCCGGAACUGUUGGAGCUCAUUCAUAUCGAGUUGCUGUCCAUCGCGCAAGUGAUCGCCAGCGAAGAAGAGGAUCUCCAACUCCGCCUACGAACGGCAUCGGCUCCGUGGCGAUCUUACCACGUGGUGGUAAUACCAGCUUAUAUCGCGCGGGAGGGAAAAAAGGUGAUGAGCAUUGUCAAUCGCAAGUUGCUGCUGCCUCCCUCGUCCUACCCCAAGCCAGUAGCCCCAAGGGCCCUCACGAAGACGCCCAAGAAGAGAUGUCGCCAGCCAUCGCCGGAGGCGCAAGGAAGCCGGGUGGGACCCGGAGAAGAGGUGGACCAGGCCGGGCGGGUACGGAAGCCUGAGCCUGUCCCGGAGAGCAAAGCGACACCGAUCGAGGGACCUCCGCCGAGGGAAGGAGCGGGAACAAGCAGAUUCCGGAUACACGGGAACCCUCCGGAGCCAACACCACUGCUGCCGCUCCUUCCCGAUCUCAAUCUCGAUGGAGCCGGCCCAUCAGCACCAGCAGGAGGAGAUGGAGGAGGAGGAGGAAUGGGACUGGGAGUAGUACCAUAUCCCACACCCAAACCCCCCAUCCUCGCAGGACCUUUCCGCUUCCGCCAGCCACCCAGGCGUGCCCCGGUCAUUGACCUUAGCAGUUCCUCCGAGCCGGACGGUCCACCCAACGGAUGUCACGUUCAUGGUGGAGCCUGCAACCAUCAGGCUCGAAGCGAUCAAGGGGGCACCGCGUCCUGAUCCUGCAUGGGAGCCGUAUCUGGAGCCGCCAUUUGAGGGAUGCGUUGCGGCCAGACUUGCAG
Chara braunii is the source of this 1149-nucleotide messenger RNA. The record is from the annotation of a GenBank genome assembly. NCBI's taxonomy places the organism in Eukaryota, Viridiplantae, Streptophyta, Charophyceae, Charales, Characeae.